Messenger RNA from Babesia sp. Xinjiang, 498 nucleotides. RefSeq names its product putative coenzyme Q-binding protein. The transcript is spliced from 3 exons. The record is from RefSeq and is a predicted model, not a curated record. Bases 1 to 498 code for a protein of 165 amino acids. Gene Ontology annotation, cellular component: mitochondrion. Gene Ontology annotation, molecular function: ubiquinone binding. Gene Ontology annotation, biological process: cellular respiration; ubiquinone biosynthetic process. NCBI's taxonomy places the organism in Eukaryota, Apicomplexa, Aconoidasida, Piroplasmida, Babesiidae.
AUGUUGAAGUGCUUGAACCUGUUUACACUCACAGGCCCUUUACACUACAAAAAAACAAAAUUAUUGAGCAUCCCACGGGGCAUUGUGUACAACACAGUGCUAGAUAUACCGAGUUACUCUCAAUUUCUUCCUUGGUGCAAGAGUUAUUGGAUCGACUAUGCAAACGAUUGCGAAUUGGCAGCUCGUCCUGGUCAACGCAAGGCGUGUCUAACGGUGGACUUCAAGCUGUUAAAAGAGUCGUACACCUCUCAAGUUCAAUUUGAGCCAUUAGACUACAUAAGGGCUGUUGCGGCGGAUAGCGCCCUGUUUGAAACUUUGGACACAGUCUGGGAGUUUAAAGAUCAAGGUGAUGCCACUAUUGUGAAUUUCUAUAUCGUCUUUAAAUUUAACUUGGGAGUAUACCAGAGGAUCUCUGCGUCCAUGAGCGACACACUGACUAAUACUAUGGUGGAGCAGUUCGUAAAGGAGUGCUAUCGCCGCCACAACAAUCAAAAAUGA